GGUCGUACAGUGCGAGUCUUGAUCUCUCGAGCCGGGUGAACCAUCGCAGUGACGCGGCCGGUGUUGGCGCUAACCUUAUUCAGCGCUGGACGGUCUUCUGCCAAAUUCUCUGGACGAAAUGCUCGACGAAAAGCGCAGGUACAAGCUACGAUAUCCCCAGAGAGGGAGGGAGAGGUUUUCCAUCCCUCCGCACUCCUGGCGCCAGGAAUUAAAUUCCUCGACCAGCCAGCCAGCCAGCCAGCCUUGCGAAAAAGGAGACGCAUGGAAUAAUCCGCAGUCCCUGCAAUUGGCCGUGUCGAACAUACCGCGCUUCAUACCCGAGCUCGUAUGUCGUCGUACCUCCGCCUGCCUGCCUGCCUGCCUGCCUGCCGGCCCCCGCGCCUCACUGGCCGAGGGGCAAUAAAUAAAGCCCCCGCCCGCGCACACGCCACCCGAAUGCGUCGACCGGCUGGGGGCGAUGGCGGGGUUGCGGCCAGGUGAUUUGGAAUCGCGAAGUUGGAUAUGGGAGGCCGGUCGUAGUCUUUAUCUGACAUGAAUCGACAUGGGGAAGUCAUUCUUUACCGUGCUGGUCGGCACUCCACUCGGUGCUCCCCACGCCACCCUACGCCUCAGAGCCUCAGAGAGCCGCAGAGAGAGCCUCAGGGCCGCGCUCAGUCAGCCCACCCCGUGGCCACCUUACUCGGUGCCGCUUCGUUCGCACGCUUUAAAUGAAUGAUCUCCGGCCGGGCCUGACGAUCCCAGCAAGCAAGCCUUUGUUUUUACUUGCAUGGCAUGCUUGCUCACACUUCAUUCAAUUCCCGCACCUCCUCUGCGCGGUUCCCAGAAAGUGCACCCGAAAGAUCCGAAACCAACAGAGAAAAGAAAAGCAGGCGGGUUGCUAACCAUGGAGGUCUCGACUACGUACCAUUGACCGGGCCGAUGAGAUGAGAUGAGCCGAGCCCGAGCCUAAGUUGCGCAUCAAAUCCAUGCCAACAGAUUUCACAAGAAGCCAUGAGGGUCGAAAGGGCCGAAGGGGCCGAAGGGGCGGAGGGGAGGAUCAGCCGGACGGACGGAGGGACGGACGUCGCGAGGAGGAGGAGGAGGAGAGAGCCGACGAGGCGGCCUGCGGACCCCGAUGAGCCAUCCGAUAUCCAUCCCGAGGGCGGCCCCCGGGCCCCGCGCCCGCGAUCGCCACCGGGGGCCCGGUCGGUUCCAGGGUCGCAGGCGAAGGUUCUUGGUGUGGGAUGGGGGACGACCCUUAACGGAUGGGAGGGUCCCGGCAGCGGCAAAUCUGGUGCUGGCCCGGGCAGUCAUUAUUAUAAGAACAUCACCGGCUAGAGGCCAGUUCCCGAUACACGACCAGUAGCAGUAGCAGUGGCAGGCGCAGGCGCAGGAGCAGUGGCAGUGGCACAGGACGGUGUUUUGUCUAAACCUGUUCUGGGGGCCCGGGGGGUUUUUGUCCAAAGUUUCGUCUUCGAUUUUGUUUGGCCUGAUUUUGGCAAUCGCAGAACCGAACGAACGAACUGCUGAGGCCUGGCCAUGAUCCAUCAUGAGAAAAGGCAAACGGCUCGGCCACUUGUCAACAUUGAAUAAAUAGGCUUUCAGGAGACGACAGAGAGCGAGCUUAGAUAGACUCUGCGCAUGCCAUGCCACCAUGCUUUGCUGAUUUCUAAAGAAGCAACAGAUUGAAUGUUGUGUGUGAGUACGCGCCCUUGCAGUUACGAUUAUGGAGUGAUUUGAUUCGACAUUCUGCAAAGGACUACGCUAUGCGACAGAAGACACCAGCAGAGCAGGGCAGAGCGGAAGGCGUCCAUCCAACCAUGAGCCUACAAUAACGACUCACUGUACACGGGACCAUAUCAAUGACAAUCAUGAAUUCCCGAUAUUCUGUGAUCACCAAUUUACAAUUGGAACUCAUCUACUGCCUAGCCCUCUGCCCAUCCAUCAUAAUGAGCUACGCAGCUCUACGAAGCUUGCGGUAAAGAACAUCAUUCGCUCGCUACAGGCUUCACUCUGUCCCACAAGGGGGCCGGCCAGGCAGAAGUUGCAGACCCAAACUUUAGGCCAGGCCAGCUUGCUUCCCGGAUGCAAAAGUUCUAACAAGAAAGAAUAGGACCUGCUGCUACUGCUGCUGCUGCUGCACUUGCCUGCUGCCAGCCCGAUAUAUACUGUAGAUGUCGAUCGGACGAAAAACCCCACCGGGGCUCAAGUUUACGCAUUUAAGUCUGGAUGACCCCCCUCAUCCACAGCCAAAACAUUCCAGAUUCUGGCCUACAAGCUUGCUUCAUCAUCCACGUCUUAAGCCCGUCAACGAAACCUCGUUCAUGUACACAGUUUUAUUUCAGAGAAGCAGAUUUCAAUUGAAAUGUACAAGAG
Messenger RNA from Marchantia polymorpha subsp. ruderalis, 2355 nucleotides. Lineage: Eukaryota; Viridiplantae; Streptophyta; Marchantiopsida; Marchantiales; Marchantiaceae. The record is from the annotation of a GenBank genome assembly.